CGUUGCUUCGUAAUCACUUAGUCAUCUGUGGGCAUACGAAACGUUGUAAGCUGAACCUCACUGCUGAUCUAUUGAGAGGAGAUUCUAGGUCCUAGAACUGCGAAAUAACGAGCUUUUAUAAGGCUCGAUUUACAGGAUCCACAACUGUGCCUUUUGUAAUAUUGCUUUAAACCAGCUCGGCUUGCGUUUAUGCAUGUAUCCCGCCGCGUCCGAGCUUCCCUCCGACCCGCGCCACCUCCAUCGCUAGAUACAUAUCCCUCUUAGCUUACACACAUGUCAGUCCUCAAGCUCAACGCCUUCGUCAACCUCCCUCCCCAUCCCCUCUCUUCUGAGCUCUCCUCACCCCGCGGACGACACGCGUACCACACACCUCUUCCUGUUCGAUCUGUGGCGCGGUCAGUCCGGCCGGAUUCCCGGGGAGCUUAAGUUGGGAGCCGUAGCAACUCUCCCGACCUACUGGUUCUUAAAAAGCACCACCCCCAUUUCCAAACCAGAAGCACCUCUUUCCUCCCUCCUCUACACCGAACUCAACUCGAUCGAGAAAGAAGGCUCCCGCAGUCCGGCUUCUGAAUGCUACCCACGGAAAUCUCAUCAAACACGAUGCCGCAGUCGGACCUACCAUCGAAUCUAACACCACCUACUUCUCCCAACAUGUUCCCAAUGCUGGACCUCCCAACAGAAUUGAUUUUCAUCAUCGUCUCUUUCCUGGACUCCGAGGAAGUCGUCUCCUUCUCCGUAACUUGCAAGGCGCUCUACCGGCUCCUCUACGAGCUCUGGCCCUGUCACUUCCAGAACGGCAACCGCCUGAUGGGAUCAGCGCCGUUGGACCUGAUAAGAUUCUUAGAGCUCCUGGGGACCGACCUUCCCGACCGUUUUAUGUGCUACCGGUGCGUGAAGCUCCACAACCAUCGAAGCCUCAUCAAGGGGGAUCAGUGCACUCGGAACCCCUCUAUCAUUCUGCCCAGCGGCCGUCGCGACCCGGGCCACGGGGGAACGAUGACCUUUGGCGCGCUGUGGCCGCAAUACGCCUUCCAUCGCUACGAAGCUCGCGACAUCGUUCUGUGUAACCGUUAUAUGGCCGGAGCUAAUCCUCUACUUCCCUACUUCGCAAUAUCCACGAACUGGAAGCUCGCUAGGCUGGGCAGCGCCUGUAGCAACCCGGACUUCAUCCACGGCUACGUCAAACUAGACACCGAGGCGGUGGUUUCCGAAGGUUCUCUGUUCCUCCACAAAAUCCAGCGGACGUGGAUGUCCCCCGACAGGGUGAAGCCGUUCCUCAAGGUUAACGCCAACGUCACCAUGAAGCAGGUGUUCGCCUCCUGCUGCCACGGGACCAAGCUACGGCACGCCUUCUCGCCCGCCCUGCACCUCGUGGACUGGGACCGCUUCGACGGGAUGUCGGUCCGGGACACGAUCUCGGAGUUCCAGCUGAUGACGCAGAGAGACGGCCGCUACCAGAAGCCGUCCGGCCCGGACGGCUGGGAGACGGAGUCCCCGUGGCACUGGCCCCACGUCCUCGGCGGCUGCCGCUGCUGCCGCACGGACUACGCGGUGACGAUACACAACCACGGCCGCGCCGGCGUCGAGCUCGUCCUCGACGUCUUCCAGGACCUCGGGUUCUGCGACCUCAAAUACUGCAACCGGUGGUCCUUCUGCUGGGGCACCCUGUACCUGGAAUACUCGAGCUCGAUCCAGAGGCGCCGCGAAUUCCCCCCCGUCUCCCACCGCCUGUUCCCCACCGUCCCCGGCAAGAGCGCCAGAGACCACCCGUCAGCGCCGACCGCCGAGGACGUGUGGGAGCUGCCCACACACGAACGAGCGGCGAGACUUGCCAAGUGGUCGCCGGAUACGUAGGAGAGGCGGAAAAGGCGGCCUUGGUGGGGCCGAUGCGGUAUUGGGGAUCGACGUCCGUGACGCUAGGUCGGCUACGCAGCGUGUCGGUUGUGAUACCGUGCACUCGCUGACCUUGUAGUCGGACAGAAGGGGAGGAAAAGAAGAAGUCUGUCCUCGGAUAAUUUGGCACUUCACGUCGUCUCAACUCUGCUCUGCUCCGCACGGGUGUGAUGUACAUUCCCCGGCAGCGAGCUCAGCCAUAGUCAAUGAGUUAUGUAUAAGUUAUGACGCUCUAUACAAAGAACCAACAGUCAGCUAAACGUAUC
Molecule: messenger RNA, 2159 nt
Organism: Durotheca rogersii
Lineage: Eukaryota; Fungi; Ascomycota; Sordariomycetes; Xylariales; Xylariaceae
Exons: 2
Coding region: 571-1854 (427 amino acids)
Molecular function (GO): protein binding
Source: RefSeq, a predicted model, not a curated record